Molecule: messenger RNA, 246 nt
Organism: Paraglomus brasilianum
Lineage: Eukaryota; Fungi; Glomeromycota; Glomeromycetes; Paraglomerales; Paraglomeraceae
Source: the annotation of a GenBank genome assembly
AUGGUUAUGAAGCUUGUGGGACUGCUUGUUAAAUUAUGCCAAGAGUUAAAACUUGGCAAAUUAAAAUACCAACAUUUGGAUUGGAAUACGUUGUUAGGAAAGGUAUUAGAAAAUGGGUUGGCCAUAUUAUGGAUUGACAAUGGCCCAGAAUCUUUCCAGGAAAGCAUUAGAGAUUUCCAAGAUUAUUAUGACUAUAAUCAUUAUAUGGGUGGUGUGGACAUUGCAGACCAACUGAUAUAUGAGAGG